CUUUCCCGCCUCUACUGGACAUCUGUGAAAAAGAGCUUUAUAGCUCAUCGGAUUCCUCCAGUAUAAACAAAUAUUCUGAUUAGUGAUGUGUGUAUAAUCACCUUCAUGAUGUGUGCCGUCUUCUUCACAGUGGACGGUCAAGAUCCCCUGACGUUAUUCGCAAGAUGAGGCCAUUGUGUUCCGGGCAUAAGGAUCCAAAUUUGCCAAAUUUUGUAAGUUACCCGAAAUUAUUCAAUUGAGAUUAUAUACAGCGAUAUUCGCCCCUUUCUGACAGACUAAUGCUCUAAAUCACUCUUGCAAUUGAAAAAAAUAAUAAUACUAAACUAGUUUUUAUUUUACUAGGUAAGGCUCACUGAGCUAUAGAGCUCUUGUCAGAAGGGAGCUGGCUUCAAAUGAUAGUUCAACGAAGUGGUUCAUCACGUGGAAAUGUAUAGCAGCCAAAUACUCUAAACUCGUGUUUCUAAAUGUGGCGGUGAAAAACCUAAAGACCCGGAGAAAAAUCCACGCGGCCCACGAAGAGAAAAUGCAAUCUCAAAAUUAGACUAUGCUGGUCCCUUGAGUUCUCACCUGGUUACACAAGAUAAACUUGACAUUUGUUAACUCGCUUGCUUGUUUCCCACCAGCGGUAGCUCUAUAGGGAGCUGUGAAAGAGGUGUGUGUACCCACACUUUACCCACCGCACACGACCUGCCCAUUGGCGAUCGAUCGUGGACCAUUUAUACUCCCGGGGGGGGACAGAAGCGGGGAAGGGAAUUAAAAAAAAAACCCACAAUGUUUUUUUCAACUGCAAUGCUGGGAGAUUAAAUUUAAUUGUCAACCUCUGGAUUGCAAGUCCAUUGUGCUAGCGGUUGCAACAGGCAAACAUGGUAAGCACGUUACGUUCGUUACUAUAGACAUUAUUACACGUGCGGCGAACUGAAAACCGUCUUCACCAUUUCCUUUCAAUUCGGUUAAUGAACCCACUAUUAACCGUGCGAUGUAAAUUCAAGGCGUGUUCACUGCCACUUGUUUGUGUGGCCAGCGCGGUCGUGGUGGUGAAUCCCCAACACGUCCCUUUGUGUUGCGCCCCCGCCCCACCCCUCCUGAAGGAUUUUUGUUUCUUUUUUUUGCUGCUGAUGGAAGUUUCAUGGGAUGCUUGCCUCCAGCAAGGCAAUCUAUUUGCUGCGCAUUCUAUAGCCCAGCGGCCAGCAAUGUUUCUGAUUUUUUUUAUAUAUAUAACCUGACCCCUGCUCUUUGUAGGGGUCAUGUCAUUGUUCGCUCGUUGUUUGCGGUGCGUUAUUGACAAUCACGGACAUUGGAAACGCUUGGUAAUUAAAGACAUGGCAACUAAGCGCGUGUGGCAGUCGACGGAUAUUCUGCGUUUCCUCGACUGUACGGACGACGCUUCAUGUGUGGCGUCGGUCGCGAGGAUCGGGCGCUUAUUCAAGGCAGGUGUCCAUUUGCUUCGCCACGCCUGCAAGGAAGUGUGGUUUAUGACAGCGAUUUUAUUAUAAGCGAUGUAGUUAUUAACCCCCGGCGAUUCCAUCAAUCGCCGCGCGUCCGCGUCUCGAAAUGCAAACCUUGGAGUGAUCGUUAAUGUAGCGGCCACCAGUGGCUGUGGGGGUUAUGCGAACGCAUCACAAACGACAAUACAAAGUUUAAAACAUCGAUUCCUACACGCGUGACUUAAGUGGGCAUAUCGUGAGCUUGCUUAAUCGAUAUUAAUUUACGAAUUAGUACGCCUCAUUAUGUUUGGUAUGCAUUCUAUGUGUGCUUUGCCUGUAGCAGAGGCGAAGCUAUCGAGUGUGCAGGCGGUGCAACUGCACCGGUGUCUAUGGGCUGGAGAGGCCCAGAUGCCGGGCUAUGGAGAUUGGGAGCGGCAUUGAAUAGGGGUCCCACAUUUCACCAGGGCCAAUGCCAAUCAUUGCACGCCACUGUCCUGUAGUGCAUAUACACAAAUCAAACAUUACAUACCGUGUAUGCAAAAUGUAGCGUGUUUGCUAAGGUAGUGCAGACUUAAACUGUAUACACUGACUGUGUCAUGUAUGCAGAUUCUGGCUGACCCGGAAGGUCUGCGGUCCGAUUUUUAAUGUUUCCCGUUUGAGUUUCUUAGGAGAGAAAGGCAUUUUAAGUUGACGUUUGAUAUAGCUCUCGUUGGAGUGUCUCUGUGAAGCCGACUCCUGGGAUGCACCGCUAUGAACUUUUAUUUUUAUCUUCAAGCCGGGCUGCAUUACGCAAAUCUGUGACUCGUUGGUAAGACUUCUCACCAGGUUGUCCAGGAUCAUUUAUCAUCUGAUGCAUUAUGGGGUUUUAUUUUACGUAUUAAACAUUGUCUUUUGUGGUAAACAGUGCGUGUUCCAUAGUUGGCGUGGGCCCCGGUGCAAUUAAUUACAAGGUCGCACUCAAUUGCACACAAAGUGCUUGCCACCAAUUAAGCACAAUACCUCGCUGAUCUCGUCAAGGAGCAUAAAGCAUCACGCGAGCUCUGGUCAUCUUCGCAGUGGCUUUUGACAAACCAUCAAACAAAGACGGUCACUGCAUCGCGCGCUUUCAGAUGCGAUUCUGCGGCCGUCUGGAGCCGCUCUUCCUGCCCAUAUUAGGAAGCCACUGGAGCUAUGCACUUUUAAAUCUGGAUUGAAAACGAAUUUAUUUGGAACAGGUUGUUGUGUUGUCCUCCCGUACCUCCAAUUAGUGCUGUGAUACAAGUCCAACAUGCAUACAUACAACAUACAUGCUAAUUCCCCCCCCCUCUCUCUCUUUGUAUCCUGGCGCCUUUGGCCCGUGAGCCCUGGUGCAGUUGAAUCGACUGCACACUCGGUAGUUACGCCACUAAUGCUAGAAAGCACCAAAACGUGUCCAAGAUGGUGUCGUCCAUUAUUAAAUAAUUACAGCGGAUUGAACUGUGUGGUUCAAAUAUUGGCAACGUAUUUAUUAUACACUUGAGUUUUUAAAGUGGGAAAUAUUGAGUGGUCUUCACAAGCACAUCACAGGAGCAUUUAAAACAAUCUCACCCAAGAUGUUGGCAAAGACCUGGGUCUCGAUGUGUGAAACCAACGCUCCGUAGGAGACAUGGAGAUUUUUCGAGGAAUAUUACUGUCUUACGAUAAAAUAUUCACCCUACCAAGUGUAUAUAUAUUGUUUUAUAGAUCUGACUCAAGCUGCUGUCUAAUUGCAGUUAUUUAAGAGUCGAUUAUACCUUCACGUUGCACCCUGAAUUUUACAUUUAUGAUGAAUAGCUUCCGAGAUGCAUGUGACAGUUGCACAUUUUUAUUGAGUAAAUCUUCGAAUCGUGUUUUUUUGUACUCAAAGCUUAACCUUUAUUCCUGCAUUAAAUUGCUCGAGCAUUAGCUGAAACACAAGAUGGGGGGGGGGGGGUAUGCCCAUUUCACUAUUUUUUCUACGUAGCAGAUGUUGCAAUGAUGGAGCCUGCGCACAGCUCCACCACAGAUUGAUGAUGCUAUUCUGUUCCAUUACAGGACAGUAAUGCGUUUCUUGCAGCAAAGUUUGAGACGGCCUUUGAGCUGGACAGCUCAGGUCUGGGUUAAGUGCUUCACAAUGUGUUUUGUAAGCCUACAUUUCUAUGUGUGGCUAUAUAUAGAACAUAUGUAAUGCCUUUUGGUUGGUGGAGCGGUGAUACGGUGAUUAGCGCACUGCACUACGAACCCAGCGACCUGAGUACGAUUCCCAGCCGCGGCUAACAUUAUUUGCGAGUGAUAUCUGAACUGGCUUGGGGCUCCCACUUCACCAGCCUUGCACUAACCAGCAUGGCAAAGUAUGGUCUAACGAGGCACAUUGCCGACACUGUGUGGGGAAGUUAUCAAAAAGCUGCGGAUUGACAAAGCUCUGAACUCGUAAUCAUAAUAAUCAUUACGCAACGCAUUCGCCGUGUCAAAAUUAAACCUAGAGAAAACUAUACGUACAUAUUGCUGUUCGUUUCACUGCAGCACAUAUGCCCAUUUUUGGAUGUAAAAAAGUCCCAACAUAUCACCUAUCGUCCGCACGAUCCCGUUGGCAUUUAAACAAUGUCAUAUCGGCUCACUCAUCAAUUUAAAAAUUGCAAUGAAAGCCCCUUCAGCAUUCCUUCAGGGUAAGCUGUGUAAGACAAAUUAAAAAGUGACCCCACACGCACACACCAUAUACACUAAACCUCGUGCAUCCGCUUAUAUGAAUUUGACAUCCGUGAAGUGUAUUUUCUGGCCAGUGUUGAGACUGCUGCAGGCCACAGUCACGUUUCUGUCUGCUCGUUGUUGAGGCCUUGACGUGGUGCUAUACUCGUCUCUGGUUGGCUAGCUGGUUAGACUUGGGCUCAGGUUAGGAAUCGUCUGGUUGGUAAGGGUUCAGGCUAGUACCAGGGGCUAGUUAGUUGGGGUUGGGGUAGGGCUAAUCUAGUGGCUGGUUGGCUAGUUAUGGAAUUGGCUAGUACUAGUGGAUAGUUGUUUAGAGUUGGUGAAGGGCUAGUACUGGUGGUUGGUUGGCUAAUUAUGGUAUUGGCUAGUACUUGUGGCUAGUUGGUUAGAGUUGGUGUAGGGCUAGUCUCGUGGCUGGUUGGCUAGUUAUGGUAUUGACUAGUACUAGUGGCUAGUUGGUUAAAGUUGGAGGUAGGGCUAGUUGGCUAGUUGUGGUAUUGGCUAGUACUAGUGGCUAGUUGGUUAGAGUUGGAGGUAGGGCUAGUACUACUGGCUGGUUAGCUAGUUAUGGUAUUGGCUAGUACUAGUGGCUAGUUAGUUAGAGUUGGAGGUAGGGCUAAUCUCGUGGCUGAUUGUCUAGCUGGUCAGGGUUAGAGCUAGUCCAAGUGGUUAGUUAGUUGGGGGUCGGGCGAAUAGUGUUUGGAUAGUCGGUUCGGGUGAGGGCUUGUACUGGUGUCUUUAGCUAUUUGGCUAGAGUUGGGCCAGAGGUUGACUCGGGCUAGGGUAGAACGAGUACUCGUGUCGUGUUUGUCUGCCCGGUUUGGCUAUGGAUACCGAGCGCGCACCACAACCUCGCAAACUCUUCUCGCCUCUCUCCCUCCCGUGUCUCUCUGUCCCUCUCUCUCUCUGCGCUCUUCCUGCACCGCGAGUCCAAAACGCAAAGCCGCUCGCUCGCCCGACCGCUGGGCCGGCAGGAGGGGGCGCUCCAACGAAAGCUCCUCUCGGCACAAAGGAGGAGGAAGAGGUGGAGGAGUAGGCGGCUGUACAAGCAGGCCGCCGCCCUCCACCCCCUGGCAGGGCGCAAGGCGAGGAGGCGCGAGCGGGCCCGGCGUGCGGGGGCGAGCUGGUGGUGCAGAGACCCGGCUACCUGGCCUCCACCGGCUUCCCCGAGGACUACCCGCCCAUGCAGCGCUGCGAGUGGCUGCUGCGGGCCGCCGGGCCCGGCCAGCGCCUCGCCCUGGCAUUCAACCCGCACUUCGACAUCGAGAAGCACGACUGCAGGUUUGACUACGUGGAGGUUCGGGACGGCGAGGGAGACGCGGCCGAAGCGAUGGGCCGCUUCUGCGGCAGCGUGGCUCCCGCGCCCAUUGUGUCCUCGGGGCCGGCCCUGCUCAUCCGCUUCGUCUCAGACUACACCAACCAGGGCGCCGGAUUCUCCCUGCGCUACGAGAUACACAAGUCGGGCUCGGACGCGUGCUCGCGCAACCUGACGGGCCCCGUGGGCGUCGUGUCGUCUCCCGGCUUCCCGGACAAGUACCCGCCGUUCCUGGCGUGCACCUACGUGAUCCGUGCAGCUCGGGGCGGCGUGGAACUGUCGCUCCGCUUCACGCACUUCCACCUGGAGGGCGCGACGAGGGCCCCGGGGGCCGUGGAGCCCGCGUUGGCGUGCCAGUACGACCGGCUCGAGGUGUGGGACGGCCUGCCGCAUGUGGGGCUGCUGGUGGGGCGCUUCUGUGGGACGCGCUCCCCGGGGCUCGUGCGCUCCUCCACGGGGAUCCUCUCGCUCUCCUUCUACACGGACGCCGAGGUGGCGCGCGACGGCUUCUCCGCCUCCUACACCACCUCCCGCCGCAACGUCACCCGCCAGGACCGCCAUGGGGAGGGGGCGUGCAUGCGGCCGCUGGGCAUGGAGUCGGGCGAGAUCCUCGACGAGCAGAUUUCGGCGUCGCCGGGUUUCUACGCGGAGCAGUGGCGCGCGGAGCAAACGCGGCUGCACCGCGCCGGCGCGGCGUGCAUCCACGCCCCGACGGAAUCCGCGCGAGAGUGGCUCCAGGUCGACCUGCGCUUCGUGCGUCUGCUCGGUGCGGUGGCCACGCAGGGAGCGCUGGCGUCUAACUCGACGGGCGUGCCGUGCUUCGUCACGGCCUUCCGGCUCGAGUACAGCACCUCGGGGAGCGACUGGACCGUCUACCGCGACGUCGAGAAGAACAAGGUGAUUCAGGGUAACCGCGACGAUGGUGGCGUGGCCCUGCACCGCUUUGCAGAGGCCGUGGUGGCGCGGUACGUGCGCGUUAAGCCCGUGCGGUGGCACGGCGGCCUGGGGCUGCGGCUGGAGCUCUACGGCUGUCACAUCUCCGACGCGCCCUGCUCGGAGAUGCUGGGUCUGGUGUCGGGCGAGAUCGGGGACCGGCAGCUGUCGGCCUCGUCGAGCCGCGACGCGCGCUGGGGGGCCCCGGCCGCGCGCCUGCUGAGCACGCGCUCUGGGUGGGUGCCCGCCAACGUCCAGGCGGGUGGGCAGUGGCUCCAGGUGGACCUGGGGACGACUCGCCAGGUGAGUGGCCUGCUGCUGCAGGGUGCCAAGAUCGGCCCCACGAAGCGACGCCGGCCCCCGCUGCGGCUGCCGCUGGAGACCGAAAGCAAAGUGUUUGUGCGCAGCUUCCGCCUCCAGCUCAGCCUCGACGGGGAGAGCUGGGCCGGCGUGCAGGACCCGGCAGGCGCCGACAAGAUCUUCCCAGGGAAUUCCAAUGCCGACAAGCCGGAGCUUCGCCAAAUAAAUGCCACGUUGGCUCGCUUCCUCCGCCUCUUCCCCGAGAAGUGGUCGACCAACGGAAUCGGCGUUCGGCUCGAGGUCCUGGGAUGCGACGCUCCCGGCACCACUUCCAGUGCAAUGGAGACAGACGACACGGAGGGGGAUGAUGACGAAGAGCAGGGCCGCACAAUUACCGUCACCGGGCAGCGUUUGGGGCCGGGCAGCGGUGACGGCAGCUGGCGCGACGCCGCAGCCGCGCGUUCCCCACCGCCGUGGAGCCUCGCUCACGUCACAACGACUCCGCGAGUGCCCGCGGGCCGCGGCGCGACGGGGGACUCCGACGCCGGUGAUCCCGGCAGCAGCGUCAAUCGCAGGGGCGGCAAGAACUUCGGCGGCGGGCCAACCGGCUCCGAGUCAAACUCCCCCAAACCCACCGCGCAGGAUGGGGCAGAUGUUCUGGAAAACGGAGAGGAUAACUCCGACUCGCAGGGCAAGGAGAAGGACUCGGAGCAGGCGCUCCGCAGCCUGGACUGGUUUCUGAUCCCCGUGAUCGCGCUGAGCGGCACAGGCGUGGCGCUCGGUGCCAUAUUCGCGACGGCGCUGCUUUGCCGCUCGCGUCGUAACUGCUGCCCCUUCUGCUGUGGAGGCGGGCGAGCACGGGGGCACCCGGCCCAGGCGGGGCCCGCCUCGUCCAACGGCAGAGCCAGCGGGCGCUGUCGCCCCAACCAGUACGUCGUGCACAAGAGCAGCGUCGUGUCGCGGACUGCCUCCUCGGCCUCCUCCUCCAUCGUGUGAAGGCGCGCCGCCCGCACCCGCGAGUCACGGAGGGGCAUGGCCUACCGGGGAUGGCCCGUCGUCGCAGCGUUACCCUUGGACUCGUGCACGUCGUGGAUCUCCGCAUCGCAGCAGUCCGCGGUAGAUGCCCGUUAUUUAACUAUCAAACGCGUUGAAGACGAAGAGCAUGACUGGCAGCAACGGAACUUGAACCGUAUGGGAAAGGAACGUUGAAGCUUUAUCUCGUCACACAUUGCAACUUCCUGCCGAUGCUGUUUGCGUGGGUAAUGGAAACGCGACAAAGACACGUUUCACGCGGAAGAACUUCAAAGCAGGAUCUUCUUGCAGUUUUUUUGUCGCAGCGUGAAACGUAUGCAGGGGUUUUAAGCUUUUACGUUUUAAGCUUUUACUCAUCUUCCUUUGAGAUAUUUCUCUGCCUCUUGUGCUGAUAUCAAAUGACUUGAACCCCACUGCCUGCCUGAGGCUAAUGGAAAUAGAGGAACCACUUCAUGUAAGGGGGACUCGAUGAGAUCAACACAUUGCCACUGGCCACAUCACACAAAUGUGUAGUUUUGCCAGUGCAGCUUUUGUAUUGGAGUAUUUAAACACGAAGGGGAUAAAUUAAAUAAUGUUACACCUCCAUUGCUGUGCAACAAUGGAGUGAAAUUGGAGGGCAAGUGUGAACGCAGCAUCUUAAAUCAAGAGCUUGUCGGAGGAUGCCUGUAAAAGAGGCACACUUGCAGUCUUAAUCUUCUGCCAGCACACCUGAGGCACCAGUGUCGAUAGACGCGGUCAGGUUUCCGGGACCUCGCAUGCCAGCGGGUACAGUGCUGAGAAUUGGAGUUUCUGGGGCGGGUGGCCCCUUGAGAGACAGUGAACUGCACUCCAUCUCACAUUCUGGAUGUCUCCCGAAAAGCUCGUGAGCCAAAACCAAAAAACUCUCUCGGCAGCAGCACGAGGGUUUUCUUUCCGCCGUGGAAACUUUUCCUGCUUUCCUGCCUGAGUCUGUGCGUGUGAGCGAGCGGCUAUAGAGCAGCAAAUGCAUAUUUCAUUUGACACAGCGGCAAGCGUCUCCAUCCAGCACGCCUCCUCUUAUUCUUUGCUUCUGCUCCGGCUUGCUCUUGCUGAGUCGCGUGAUCAAGCCAGCCACAAGGGCUAGAGGCUUAGUACCACAGUGAGGGCCCUGCCCAUCAAGCAUCUGCAGAGGCAAAGCACGGUGGUGUGGAGUUUAAUGAGCAGAGUAUGUGUCAAGAUUUAUUUCUGCAUGAAGAUUGUAGAAGUUCACGAGGCAUGCAUCUCUGCCACAGAGCCAAAUCAGGAUCUGCUUUGUAAAAUUGGUCGGAAUGCAUUUUUUUAAUAUACCACGUUUUUAGGGCUGUUUGGUUUGUUUUAAUGUUUUGUCCAAAUAAACCAGCACACUUUUGUGUCACACCACCAAAAUACAAUCCAUUCCACCCUUUUUAAGCCCCCAGCCAAUUUCAGAAAUGUUCCAAUACUCCACUGAGCAUCACGGUUUUCAACAUUGCUUAAAUUCUCCGCUUACCAUAUGAACAACUCUGCACAUUGCAAGCAGGGUAAUGAGCUGUGUUUUCUUGCCAGUAAUGUGAGUCAAAUUGCCAAUCUUCCCUUUUGUUUUGUUUAAAAUGCACUUUUUGAAUGUUAUUUUUUUCAGGAUUUUGAAAAUCCACAAGAAAAAACUGACCCGCCAGUGAUUGGAGAUCAUACAACCCAAGUGCAAAAUAUAUCCCGAAUUAUUACUUAAAACGUAUGGUCAUAGUGGCAGUUUUUGUAUAAUAAUGAUAUUUUUUAAACCGUUUUUGUUAUGUGCAUUGAUAUUUUUAAUAAAGUUGGCUGGGACAGCG
Molecule: messenger RNA, 9491 nt
Organism: Petromyzon marinus (sea lamprey)
Lineage: Eukaryota; Metazoa; Chordata; Hyperoartia; Petromyzontiformes; Petromyzontidae
Product: neuropilin-2
Biological process (GO): axon guidance
Cellular component (GO): postsynaptic membrane; glutamatergic synapse; plasma membrane
Molecular function (GO): semaphorin receptor activity
Source: RefSeq, a predicted model, not a curated record